AUGAGAAAUCAGACCUCAGUGACCGAGUUCAUCCUCCUAGGGCUGACGGACAAUCCAGACUGGAAGAUUGUCAUCUUCCUAUUCAUGCUACUCAGUUACCUGUUGAGCAUCACUGGGAACCUGACCAUUCUCACCCUCACCCUACUGGACUCCCACCUCCACACUCCAAUGUACUUCUUCCUCCAGAAUUUCUCCUUCCUAGAAAUUUCAUAUACGUCGGUCACAAUUCCCAAACUGCUGGUGGCUAUUUCAACCGGGGACAGGACCAUUUCCUAUAAUGCUUGUGCCAUUCAGUUGUUCUUUUACAUCCUGCUGGGGGCGGCGGAGUUUUUCCUCCUGGCCGCCAUGUCCUACGACCGCUAUGUAGCCAUCUGCCGGCCCCUACACUACUUGACCAUCAUGAGCCAGAACGUCUGCACUUUGCUGGUCCUCUGCUCCUGGCUGAUCAGCUUCCUGAUCAUCUUUCCAGGCCUCAUCCUGGGUCUCCAGCUGGACUUCUGUGACUCCAACGUCAUCAACCAUUUCACCUGUGACACUGCUCCCAUGCUGGAAAUCUCAUGCACUGACACGCAAUUAUUUGAGAAGAUGAAUUUUAUAUUAGCAGUGGGGACACUCCUGGUCACUCUGGCACUAGUCGCCGUGUCCUACACGGCCAUCACCCGCACCAUCCUGAGACUGCCUUCCACCCAGCAAAGAAAAAAAGCCUUUUCCACCUGCUCCUCCCACAUGAUCGUCAUCUUCCUCUCUUACGGCAGCUGCAUAUUCAUGUACAUCAAGCCAUCCCCCAAGGAAGGUUUAGACUUCAACAAGAGGGUGGCAGUGCUAAACACUUCCGUGGCCCCCAUGCUGAACCCCUUUAUCUACACUCUACGAAACCAGCAGGUGAAGCAGGCCAUCAAGGACGUAGCCAAGAGGAUGAUUUUCUUUAAGAAGAAAUAA
Messenger RNA from Ornithorhynchus anatinus (platypus), 939 nucleotides. Its product is annotated as olfactory receptor 6C76-like. The transcript has a single exon. Gene Ontology annotation, biological process: G protein-coupled receptor signaling pathway. NCBI's taxonomy places the organism in Eukaryota, Metazoa, Chordata, Mammalia, Monotremata, Ornithorhynchidae. Gene Ontology annotation, cellular component: membrane. The record is from RefSeq and is a predicted model, not a curated record. Gene Ontology annotation, molecular function: olfactory receptor activity; G protein-coupled receptor activity. The coding region runs from base 1 to 939 and encodes 312 amino acids.